This is a messenger RNA of Nicotiana attenuata, 1484 nucleotides long. RefSeq lists its product as uncharacterized. The record is from RefSeq and is a predicted model, not a curated record. The transcript has 5 exons. Lineage: Eukaryota; Viridiplantae; Streptophyta; Magnoliopsida; Solanales; Solanaceae. Bases 88 to 1221 code for a protein of 377 amino acids.
UUCCUACUCCUACUAGGCUACUGAACCACUUCCUCUUCUUUUCUCUCCCAAUUUGCUUCAGUUUCUUACUUCCUUUCUUCUCUCAUUAUGUAUCCACCCUUUUAUAUGAAUCUUUUGUCCGUAAGGAAUUGGGUUCGUGUACCAGCUAUUCUAAGAGUUAAACUAUUUAUGUUCGUAAUGGACUUCACAAGUAAAGGCAUAGCCUGGAUUGAAAAGGUUGGGGCUAAGUUGGAAAGUCUGUGUUCUGAAGUUGACGCCAGAUCUCAGGAACAACUAGAUUAUGUCGAAAGCCAAUUGCAGAUAGCUGGUGCAAAUCUGAAACAAUUUUGUUCAGAGUUUAUUCAAGAAAUAUUCCCUGCAUCUUUGUCAGAAGCCAAGGAAGACGAGACCAGUAAUUUAUCUUUAGAACAAAAUAUAAAGAAACAGCUUCUAGCUUCUGAGCUGUCAAACAUCAUCGUGGAAGAGGAUAAUAAGAAGGAACUUUCCCAUUCAAACUCGUCCUCCAUCGUGUUCCCUGCGGAAACUGCUGAAGGAGUGCAUAUUGAUUCUUCACUUCAGCCACAAGCAGAUAUGGUGAUGAAGAUGUCUGUUGAGGAUACUUCUGAAAAGGCUUUUACUGAGGGAACUCUACACAUGACAUCACUACCUUACGAGGGCGAUAACGGAGUUGAAGGUUCUGCCAAAUCUUCGACAAUUGCAUCAGUCAAAUGCCAAGAAUCUGACCCUUCUAUGCAAGUGGGGAAAACCAUAGAUGUCACGGAUCUUGAAGCUGACAUUUCAAAUGUCCCAUCUUUAACUUGUUCACCUUACUCUACUGUAUCACAAGAGUCUGCUUUUCCCGAUUUUGACGAAAUAAAUUCUUGUGCAGCACUUCCAGCUAUUUCAAGUGAGAAUGCAGGAGAGUCUGUGGAUCAUCAUGUAAAUGAACCAGGCGUCGACUCAGUACCCGAAGUGGAGUUUGAUGGAAACUGUGUUCUGGUGUAUAAGGAUGAUUUGUCGUCGUGCUCAGAAUUCUAUGGAGCUCAUAUCUCUCAAAAGAAAAACAUGACAAAGCUAGAAGUAAUGCCUGGAAAACAGAGAAACAAGGACACAGCCAUUUAUGAGGAUCUCAGUAUAGAAUCAGAGCAAUCAAAUGCAGAGAGCAAGCCAAAAUCUUCUCCAAAUGAGAAGCUUGAAUUUUCAGAAGAAGUCUUUUGCGACUCAGAUUGGGAGAUAAUCUAGACAAACUAGCUCCAAAUAAUACUCCAGUAAUGGUAUGGACAAUCAUCCAGAUAAAAAAAGCUUCAAAUGUAACCUCAGUAACAGUUUACAGAGAUUUAGUAAAUAAGCUCCGAACGAAACUGUGGUAACUCUUAACAUUCCUUAGGCAAACAAGGUUAAUCUGCUUUUUUGCGGAUUUCUCAUUGACUAUAGUUUUGGAGAUGGAUGCUUAUAUUUUUUAUUUAUUGAUGAGUAUAGUAAUUUUGGGCUCAGUUAUUAGAUCU